Messenger RNA from Ostreococcus lucimarinus CCE9901, 1950 nucleotides. RefSeq names its product F-ATPase family transporter: protons (vacuolar). Gene Ontology annotation, cellular component: plant-type vacuole; proton-transporting V-type ATPase, V1 domain. Gene Ontology annotation, biological process: proton transmembrane transport; ATP metabolic process. Lineage: Eukaryota; Viridiplantae; Chlorophyta; Mamiellophyceae; Mamiellales; Bathycoccaceae. The transcript has a single exon. The record is from RefSeq and is a predicted model, not a curated record. Gene Ontology annotation, molecular function: ATP binding; ATP hydrolysis activity; proton-transporting ATPase activity, rotational mechanism. Bases 61 to 1914 code for a protein of 617 amino acids.
CUCCUCGUCGACCCGCGUCGAGUCGCUCGACGCCUCGAUCGAAGACCGGACGAAGCGGUCAUGCGCGACGACGAUGCCGAGCCCGAGCGCGCGCUCGGUCGCGUGCGCAAGGUCUCCGGCCCCGUCGUCGUCGCCGAUAACAUGUACGGCGCGGCGAUGUACGAACUCGUCCGCGUCGGCGGCGACGCGCUGGUCGGUGAGAUCAUCCGGCUCGAGCGCGACACGGCCACGAUCCAGUGCUACGAAGAGACGAGCGGGCUCGCGGUCGGUGACCCGGUGGAGCGCACGAGACAGCCGCUGAGCGUGGAUUUGGGACCGGGGGCGCUGGAAAACAUCUUCGACGGGAUUCAGCGACCGCUGAACGCGAUCGCGGCGAUGUGCGGCGAUUGCUUCAUACCGCGAGGAGUGAACGUGCCGGCGCUGGACGCGUCGAAGACGUGGGAGUUCGUGAGCGGGAGGAGCGGGGUGAAGGCGGGCGAUCACGUGAGCGGCGGCGAUAUAUACGCGACGGUGCAAGAGAACGCGUUGAUCGAACAUCGGUUGAUGGUGCCGCCGAACGCGAAGGGAAAGGUGACGUGGAUCGCGCCGGAUGGAGAAUAUAGCAUCGAUGAGAAGGUGAUCGAGAUCGAGUUCGGGGGAGUGGUGAAGGAGUUUUCGAUGAAGCAACAGUGGCCGGUGCGAGCGCCGAGGCCGGUGGCGGAGAAGUUGAUGGCGGAUCAUCCGUUGUUGACGGGACAGCGCGUGCUCGAUGUGAUGUUUCCGAGCGUGCGAGGGGGGACUUGUGCGAUUCCCGGCGCGUUCGGGUGCGGGAAGACUGUUAUUUCUCAGGCGUUGUCGAAGUAUUCCAACUCUGACGGGAUUAUUUACGUCGGAUGCGGCGAACGCGGGAACGAAAUGGCGGAAGUUUUGUACGAUUUCCCCGAGCUCACGAUGACUAUGCCGGACGGACGCGAGGAAUCAAUCAUGAAGCGUACGACUCUGGUGGCGAACACGUCAAACAUGCCCGUCGCCGCGCGCGAAGCGAGUAUUUACACGGGCAUCACGCUCGCCGAAUACUUUCGCGAUCAAGGGUACAACUUUUCCAUGAUGGCUGACUCUACUUCGCGCUGGGCCGAGGCGUUGCGUGAAAUCUCCGGUCGUCUCGCGGAAAUGCCCGCGGAUAGCGGAUAUCCCGCUUACCUCGGCGCUCGACUGGCGUCCUUCUACGAGCGCGCCGGUCGCGUGCGAUGCCUCGGCAGCCCGAAUCGCGAGGGCUCCGUCACCGUCGUCGGCGCCGUGUCCCCCCCUGGUGGAGACUUCUCCGACCCCGUCACCUCGGCCACGCUCGGUAUCGUGCAGGUAUUCUGGGGUUUGGAUAAAAAACUCGCGCAGCGCAAGCACUUUCCUUCGGUGAACUGGUUGAUUUCGUACUCCAAGUACACCAACGCGUUGGAGCCGUUUUACGAAAAGACGGAUCCAGAGUUUGUGCAAUUGCGCGUCGUCGCGCGCGAGGUGUUGCAAAAGGAGGACGAACUGAACGAAAUCGUGCAGUUGGUCGGUAAGGAUUCGUUGGCGGAGACGGAUAAGGUUGUCUUGGAGACGGCAAAAUUCUUAAAGGAGGACUUCUUGCAGCAAAACUCCUUCACGGCGUACGACAAGUAUUGCCCCUUUUACAAAUCCAUCGGCAUGUUGCGAAACAUGAUUCGUUUCCACGCGCUCGCCACGGCCGCCGUCGAGCGCGCGGCAACGACGAGCGAUGGGCCGAAGAUUACGUUUAACGUCAUUCGAGCGCGCAUGAGCGAGCUCAUCUAUCGCAUCGCGAGCAUGAAGUUUGAAGAUCCUGUGGACGGCGAAGACGCGAUUCGCGCUCGCUUCGCCGAGCUCGAAGACGACAUCGUGUCCGCCUUCCGCGCGCUCGAGGACGAGUUCCGAUGAUCGAUGAUAAUUACAUUAGAACCAGGAUUGAUACAG